Molecule: messenger RNA, 1320 nt
Organism: Puccinia graminis f. sp. tritici CRL 75-36-700-3
Lineage: Eukaryota; Fungi; Basidiomycota; Pucciniomycetes; Pucciniales; Pucciniaceae
Exons: 2
Coding region: 1-1320 (439 amino acids)
Source: RefSeq, a predicted model, not a curated record
AUGUUGGAACGCUCGCCUUCGAUUUGUCCCCAAAUCAGUUGUGAGCCAAAUAGCCAGAUCUCACCCAUUGACAUCCCCGAAUCAAAUAUAGAUACUUACACAAUCUUACCGCGCUCAGUGGGAAUGGCCGAACCAAGCGACGGAGUGUCUGAACCUGAUAACGGACCGAAGGAGCAACCACCAGAGCUCAGAACCCAAGCAGAUUUAAUCAUCCGGGAAUUUGAACGGCUGCAGGAUUACGAUUUCGACUCACCAACCGACACUCUUAUAGAUAUCUCCAUUGAACGAUUGAGGUCGAAAAAAGAUCUCCUAAUUCGUUUGGACUCAAGCCUUCUACCUCAACUCCAACAUCAAUGCAGCAGUCUUUCUGGAUUGUUGCGCAGGCCAAACCAUUUGAAGAACAAUCCGGCCUCAAUGUUCAAGCAAAUCUCACAGAUCCAAGCCAAUCUUCGCCUCACUUUCAGCCAAAUCGUCCAGACACUCAAUGAAGUCUUUCCUGGAAAAAUCCCCGAACCUUGUCAGAGAAAUGACCAACACUUCAAAGAGUUGAAAAUCUAUAGACUCCACAGAUUCAAUGAUUCUCUCAGAGGAAACAUUCCAAAUCGACUCCAACUUUUGUUUGAAGAUUCUAUCACAUUUAUCGACAAUUUCAAGCUUUCAACAGCAAGGAGAAGUGAUGAAAACGAGUUCGCAUAUUUGAAAAUCGACGAGGAGAUACAAUUAACGAUAAGAUAUCUCAAAGGAUCCGAAUUGAGCUUGAUAUGGGAGCUUUGGAAAGAUCUGAUCAAGAUGUCGCAUUAUGAAUUGGAAUACCUACUAGACCAGAUGGAUCCGAUGAGGCCCUUGAACCAAGAGAGAAAAAGUCUCUUGAGUCAACCAUCUAUCCAACUCGGUCGAUCAAUCCUUCCAAUCUUCAAACUAUCCAGACUUUUUUUCAAGAAAUUAUAUCGACAGAAUGUCAACAAGGAAGGAACUGAAUUGUUUACAGAGAUGUGUUCUAAUCAAUUGUUUUUCUUACACAAAUCAAUGGACAAAAUCCGUGACGAGAUUUCGGACCUAUUGGCGUAUGUACUAGAUGCUAAUCGACCUGCCCCUGGUGCCACUAGUUCCGCUAUUAUCCAAGCACUCAGCGAACUCAUCAAAUUAUUCCAAUCUUAUCUCUCCUCUAUCAACCUCUAUCUUCUUCCUAAUAUGUUCCCAAACCGUACCGAUUUGUCUCGUCAAACUUACCUCCGAGAUUGGUUUGUUACAUGGACUACUUCAUUUUUUGUAGCCAGUCAUAAUGCUAUCCAAGCUGCCGAAUCGUUUGCAGACACUUGA